CUUUUUUCUUAAAAAGGAAAAGUUAAAACUCAUUUUGAUUCUAAAUUUAUAAUCCAAUUAGUACGAUUGAAUCAAGCUCAUCCAAUCCCUACGAAAAGCGAUGGCUGCAGCGAACCCUAAAGAAGCGGUGUGCGUGACCGGAGCUAAUGGUUUCAUAGGCUCAUGGUUGGUACGCACCCUCCUUGAAGACGGCUACACCAGCAUCCACGCUUCGAUUUACCCAGGGUCAGACCCAACGCACCUGUUCUCUCUCCCCGGCGCGACUUCCCCAAACGUGCGGCUGGAGGUGUACGAGGCAGACGUCUUGGACUACAGCGCCGUCCUCAAGGCAGUGGAGGGAUGCCAGGGUGUGUUUCACGUGGCCUCUCCCUGCAUUCUGGAGGACCCCAAAGACCCAGAGAAGGAGCUGGUGGUGCCUGCUGUGCAGGGCACACUCAACGUGCUUGAAGCUGCCAGAAAGGCCAAGGUCAGGCGCGUGGUUCUGACUUCCUCUAUAUCAGCUAUUGUGCCUAACCCCAAUUGGGAUCCUGAAACGAAAGGUGCCUUUGAUGAGUCAUCCUGGACAGACCUGGAAUAUUGCAAGGGGCGACAGAAAUGGUAUGCAGUGUCAAAGACUCUGGCUGAGAAAGCGGCAUGGGAAUAUGCAGAGAAGCAUGGAGUGGAUGUAGUGGCAAUCAAUCCAGGCACUUGUUUAGGUCCUCUGCUGCAACCCAAGUUGAAUGCCAGCAGUGCAGUUCUGCUGCAGUUGUUGCAAGGCUCCAAAGAUCCUCAGGAGUUCCAUUGGUUGGGAGCAGUGCAUGUUAAAGAUGUGGCCAAGGCACACCUAUUAUUGUUCCUAUCUUCUGCUGCUUCUGGUAGAUAUCUUUGCACCAAUGGCAUCUAUCAAUUCGCUCAGUUUGCUCAAACUGUCUCUGAACUUUUCCCUCACUAUCCUGUCCACAGGUUUACUGGGGAUACACAUCCGGGCUUAGUUCCUUGCAAAGAUGCAGCCAAGCGAUUAAUUGAUCUGGGUCUAGUCUUCACCCCAGUUGAAGAAGCUGUCCGUGAGACUGUGGACAGUUUGCUAGCCAAAGGCUUCCUGAAACCGCAGCAGAUGUUACAGUCUUAGAAAGUACAAAGUUUCUUCUGUUUUUAUUUUUUUCCUGUUAUUUCUUCUUCUCUAUCAAUCUAGAGUGUGGAGUUAAAACUUUUCUUUCUUUUGUUGGUUAUGUUUAUUUAGCUGUCAUAAUCAUGGAUGCAAUAAGAAGGUGGGUGCCUUUUUAAAGUUUAAA
Molecule: messenger RNA, 1271 nt
Organism: Durio zibethinus
Lineage: Eukaryota; Viridiplantae; Streptophyta; Magnoliopsida; Malvales; Malvaceae
Product: NAD(P)-binding Rossmann-fold superfamily protein
Molecular function (GO): oxidoreductase activity, acting on the CH-OH group of donors, NAD or NADP as acceptor
Source: RefSeq, a predicted model, not a curated record